Aureobasidium vineae is the source of this 735-nucleotide messenger RNA. NCBI's taxonomy places the organism in Eukaryota, Fungi, Ascomycota, Dothideomycetes, Dothideales, Saccotheciaceae. The record is from the annotation of a GenBank genome assembly.
AUGUCGCAGUAUCAACAAGACGAGUUGGCCAGGCUCUUUGCCCACAACAUGAGCCUGAACCAAACAUUGCCCCAGUCUACACCAGACCAGCAAUUCCUGGGCCACACUGCACAGCCCAUCUACUAUAGUUCUCAGCACUACACUCCCAUGAGCUACAUGCACGUCUCAGCAGCGUCAGAGCAACACCAAGCAGCAGCCCAACGGGCCGACUCUCCGCUGAGUGGCAGUCCNCCCGACAGCAACAACAUCACACCCAUCCAUCUAGCUUCGAUGCUGCGCAACCACGACAUCGAUCCUACCUCGCUGAGCAAUUCGCAAGUCAAGCUUUUCACCAACGCCGACUACGAACAGCGACUACGCUUGCUUGAACUCUGGCGCAUCUCUCCNCCACAGUCUUCUCACCACUGGCAGCAAGAGACGAGCUUGGUACACGAAGAGCAGUUGGCAGCAUUACGUUAUGAGGAGCGUAUGCGUGCUCAGGUGGAUGAAGCACAGGCAGAGCCCUACAUGGAGUCUGGCUAUGCCCACUCGNNAGCGCGCAGCGAGCCUGUAUAUGCCUCUUGUUCCGGCGGGUUGUGGCGCUCACAGGUUGAGCAGCACGAUCGCUCGAAGGAGAUGGAGGAUGCACAUGCUUCAUGGGCACAGGCACGCAACUUUGAGCAGCUACAGGCCAUGAAUGCCCAGGUCGAACAGCAGCGUGACUUUGUCUCGCACGAUGACGAUAUGGAGUUGUAG